This is a messenger RNA of Lampris incognitus (smalleye Pacific opah), 1497 nucleotides long. It is a transcript of the gene taok3b, whose product is annotated as TAO kinase 3b. Gene Ontology annotation, biological process: execution phase of apoptosis. The transcript is spliced from 8 exons. The record is from RefSeq and is a predicted model, not a curated record. Lineage: Eukaryota; Metazoa; Chordata; Actinopteri; Lampriformes; Lampridae. Bases 181 to 1497 code for a protein of 438 amino acids.
GCUUGUGUGAGGGAUGAGGCUGUGCACAGGGACGCCAGGCCAGAGCUGCGGCCUACUUCUUCUCACAAGAGCCGGGCUCUCAACUGCAAGAUCUGUGAACACAUUGCCACCAUCAAAUCAGCAUCUUUGGUCAUCAGGUAGAUCCAGGAGCAUGAACAGGAUUUUGAGCUGCGGGAGCAGAUGUCUGGGUAUAAGCGCAUGCGGCGGCAGCACCAGAAGCAGCUGAUCGCCCUGGAGAACAGGCUAAAGGCCGAGAUGGAUGAGCACCGGCUUCGGCUACAGAAGGAAUUGGAGACACAUGCUAAUAACACCUAUAUUGAACUGGAGAGACUCGCUAAACGACAUGCUGCUCAAACUGACAAAGAGUUGAAGUCGGCAGCAGCUGAGGAGAAGAGGAUCCAGCAACAGAUUGUUGCUCAGCAAAAGAAGGAGCUGACUACCUUCUUGGACAACCAGAAAAAGGAGUAUAGGCUUUGCAAAGAGAAGAUCAAAGAAGAAAUGAAUGAGGAUCCUAGUACACCUAAAGACGAAAAGCAGGAACGUCUGUCCAGGCACAAAGAAACAAUGCAGCGCUCGCAGGCAGAAGAAGAAUCCCAUUUGCUGGCCCAGCAGAGGCUAGUCUACGAACGAAGUUGUAGGUCCCUAAAGCGCCGGACACUAGUCAAAAGGCACGAAUUUGAACAGGAGCAAAUAAGAGAGGAGCUGAAUAAGAAGAGGACCCAGAAGGAGAUGGAGCAUGCCCUGAUGAUCCGGCAGGAUGAGUCCACCCAGGAACUGGAGCGCAGACAUCUGCAGAUGCUACAGAGGCUACGUACAGAGCUCGUCCGACUGCAGCAUCAAACAGAGCUUGAAAACCAGGAAGAGUACAAUGGCCGGCGGCAGAGAGAACUCCUUAGGAAACACUCCCUGGAGCAGCGGCAGCAGCCUAGAAACCUCAAGACGCUGGAGAUGCAGAUUAAGAAACAGUUCCAGGAUACAUGCAAGGUGCAGAACAAGCAGUACAAAGCUCUCAAGAACCAUCAGCUGGAGGUCUGUCCUAAAGGCGAGCACAAGGCCAUUCUGAAGAACCUAAAAGAGGAGCAGACACGCAAGUUGGCUGUGCUGGCUGAGCAGUAUGAGCAGAGCAUCAACGACAUGAUGGCCUCACAAGCGAUGCAUUUAAAGGCAGAGCAGGAAAUGGAGUGCCAAGCACUGAGGCAGCAGCUGCAGCAAGAGAUGGAGCUCCUGGAUGCCUACCAGAGCAAAACCAAGUCACAGAUAGAAACCCAACAUGAGCGAGAGCAACAGAAGCUUGAACAGAAGGUUUCCAUACGCAGAGCCCACCUUGAACAGAAGAUUGAAGAGGAGCUGGCCUCACUUCAGAAGGAACGUACUGAAAGGAUCAAGCAUCUGUUUGAACGUCAGGAGAGAGAAAUAGAUGCAUUUGAUGCAGAAAGUGCUAGGCUUGGGUUUGGAAGUUUGGGAUCUCUGGACUUCCCCAAAGAAGACGACAGAUGA